Molecule: messenger RNA, 2343 nt
Organism: Gastrolobium bilobum
Lineage: Eukaryota; Viridiplantae; Streptophyta; Magnoliopsida; Fabales; Fabaceae
Product: cationic amino acid transporter 4, vacuolar-like
Exons: 15
Coding region: 182-2074 (630 amino acids)
Biological process (GO): amino acid transport; transmembrane transport
Cellular component (GO): membrane
Molecular function (GO): amino acid transmembrane transporter activity
Source: RefSeq, a predicted model, not a curated record
UCAUCUCGUCCCAAGCUUCUCUCUUUCCCUCUGCGAGAGAGGAAGAGGGUGGCAUUGGAUAACUUUUUCCGGGCAAAAAAUUUUGUGGGGUUCAUCAAAGUUUGCUCCUUUGUGCAGGAGAAGAUAAAAUUGAUCAGAAAAUAGCAUUAAUACUUAGUAAUACUUAUACUGGUUUAGGAUAAUGAUUGUGAAGGUUGGAAAUGGUGGAGGAGGAGGAAGAUGGUUACGAGGUUUUGGAAGCUUGAUUAGGAGGAAGCAAGUUGAUUCUGUCCAUGUCAGGAGACAUGCUCAAUUGGCUAGGAAGUUAUCUGCUGUUGAUCUCGUUGGAAUUGGGGUUGGAGCUACCAUAGGAGCUGGAGUGUAUAUUCUCAUUGGAACAGUUGCUAGAGAGAAUGCGGGACCAGCACUUGUGAUAUCACUUCUCAUUGCAGGAAUAGCUGCUGCACUAUCAGCUUUUUGUUAUGCAGAGCUUGCAUGUCGAUGCCCGUCUGCGGGGAGUGCUUAUCAUUAUACAUACAUAUGCAUUGGAGAAGGGGUUGCUUGGUUGGUGGGUUGGGCCUUGAUUCUAGAAUACACAAUUGGUGCUUCGGCUGUUGCUCGUGGCAUAACCCCAAAUUUGGCCUUGUUUUUCGGAGGUGAGGACAACCUACCUUUAUUUCUGGCUCGUCAUACCUUACCAGGUCUUGGAGUUGUGGUUGAUCCAUGUGCAGCUGUAUUAAUUCUUCUUGUUACCGUACUCUUGUGCCUUGGAAUCAAGGAGAGUUCAAUGGCACAGUCCAUAGUGACAACAGUAAAUGUCUCUGUCAUGCUUUUCAUCAUUAUAACUGGUGGAUAUCUAGGUUUCAAGUCUGGAUGGGUUGGAUAUGAACUCCCUAAUGGGUAUUUUCCCUAUGGAGUGAAUGGGAUGUUUACUGGGUCUGCGAUAGUUUUCUUUUCAUACAUUGGAUUUGAUUCAGUGACCAGCACAGCUGAGGAGGUCAAAAAUCCUCAACGAGAUUUGCCACUUGGCAUAUCAACUGCAUUAGCUAUAUGUUGCAUUCUGUAUAUGCUUGUAUCAGCAGUUAUUGUUGGCUUAGUACCAUAUUACGAGUUGGACCCUGAUACCCCAAUCUCCUCAGCAUUUUCUAGCUAUGGGAUGGAAUGGGCAGUGUAUAUAAUAACAACUGGAGCUGUCACUGCUCUUUUUUCCAGUUUGUUGGGUUCAAUUCUUCCUCAGCCGCGAGUGUUUAUGGCAAUGGCUAGGGAUGGUUUGUUACCAUCUUUCUUCUCAGACAUCCAUAAAGGCACACAGAUUCCUUUGAAAAGCACUAUUGUCACCGGUGUCUUCGCAGCUGCUCUCGCAUUCUUUAUGAAUGUCUCCCAGUUAGCAGGGAUGGUUAGCGUGGGAACAUUGCUUGCAUUUACCACCGUUGCAGUUUCAGUUUUGAUAAUCAGAUAUGUUCCUCCUGAUGAGGUACCCAUUCCAUCUUCACUUCUAACAUCUGUUGAUCCAUCAGUGAGGCAUUCUGGUGAUGAUAUUGAGGAAGAUAGUGCCAUUAGUCCCACAGAUCCUCUGCUUGACAUGUCAGACUCUCUGCUUCGACAUCCUUUAAUCAUAAAAGAAAUAACCAAAGGUAAUUACUUGUUAAAUGAGAAAACUAGGCGGAAAAUUGCUGCAUGGACCAUAACCCUUCUGUGUAUUGGGAUUCUCAUGGUUGCCAGUGCAGCUUCAGCUGACAGGUGUCCCAGGAUUUUGCGUUUAACAUUGUACGGAGUGGGUGGAAUUAUUCUUUUGUGCAGUAUAAUUGUGCUGGCCUGCAUGAAGCAAGAUGAUACGAGGCACAGCUUUGGACACUCAGGAGGUUUUGUUUGCCCAUUUGUUCCAUUCUUACCUGCUCUCUGCAUUCUUAUAAACACCUACUUACUAAUUGAUCUUGGAGUUGAUACAUGGCUACGAGUUUCAGUAUGGUUGUUGAUAGGAGUACUUAUAUACUUGUUCUAUGGCCGCAAUCACAGCUCACUGUUAAAUGCAAUCUAUGUUCCUUCAGCACGUGCCAAUAAAAUCCUUCGCACUCAAGCAGAUAAUGUAUCAUAGUAUUUACACAGCAGGCAUCAGGGUUACCUCACUUCAGGUCCCUAUCUAUUGUAUAUAUUAAAGGUUUAGUGUGUGUCAUUUAAAAGGAUACAAAUUUUAUCCUUUUAGUGACUUACACAAAAUAUGACGAUUAUACUUUGUGUAAAUCAUCUAAAAGGACACAAGUUGUGUCCUUUUAAAUGAUACUUCUUUUUCCCAUAUAUUAAUACUAUCCAUUCGUUACUAAUUGCCACCUUACAUAUCUUACAUCAUUUUGUAAAUUUCCUAUU